Molecule: messenger RNA, 1560 nt
Organism: Chlamydomonas reinhardtii
Lineage: Eukaryota; Viridiplantae; Chlorophyta; Chlorophyceae; Chlamydomonadales; Chlamydomonadaceae
Exons: 2
Coding region: 91-852 (253 amino acids)
Cellular component (GO): mitochondrial matrix
Source: RefSeq, a predicted model, not a curated record
GGGAGCCACGUACGCAUCCGUCACCGCUCCGUAACUCGCUAGCGGCGUUCUCGUUCCUGGCCCCAUCUCGAUCCUGUUUCGAGAAGAGAGAUGGCCACCCGCCAGCGUUUGAUGCGCGGCAUUGCCGGCCUGCUGCAUCAGCAGGGCCAGCAGUCGUCCUGCAGUCAGCUGCUCAUGACCAGCGCGGCCGCGGCGUCUGCUUCGGCGUCAUCGGUAGCGACUGGUCCCAGCCAUCAGCCGGCGCUUCUCCUUCGCGCGGGUUCUGCGCUUCGCGGUGUCACCACUAGCGCGCCCACAUUCAACGGCAGCCUCAGCAGCCUGCUGCGUGAGGAGGUGGACUAUGAGAGGAAGAACUACGAGCGGCCGGCGCAGAUAUCGGGUGGGCCUCCGGCGCCCUUCAAGCUGACGGAGGCGCCCGGCGACACGCUGCUGACGCUGACGCGCACCUUUGGCGCCGAGGAGAUCAACGUGGAUCUGCACGUCAACAGCCAGCCCUCCCCCGAGUACGACGGCGAAGAUGGGGACGAGGGCAUCAGCGUGGUGGCCUUCAACGUGUCGGUGGCCAAGGGCGAUCGCGUAUUGCUGUUUGAGUGCGAGAGCGACGGCAACUCGGUCAACAUCAACCAUGUCAGCCUGGAGCCCAAGGAGGGCCUGGGCAGCGAGAGCAUGUACUCGGGGCCCGUGUUUGAUGAGCUGGAUGACAACCUGCAGGGCCAGUUCGGCAAGUAUCUGGAGGACCGCGGCAUCACUGCGGAGCUGGGGGAGUACCUGCGCUUCCUCAUCUACGACAAGGAGCAGCGCGAGUACCAGAACUGGCUGUCGGAGGUGGAGGCGUUUGUGGGGGGCAAGUAGAUGGUUUGCUGGUGGUAGGGCCGAGAGGGUGCGGUGCCGUGUCAAUGGGGCGCGUGACGGGGAAUACCUAGGGGGCAAGUGGUUGUGGCGUGGUGUGCACAGCGGACAGAAGGGUAGGGAGGGUAGGGCGGUACUGGGCAUGGGGCGGUGGACCAGGAGGUAGGCAGGAUAUGGGCGCGUUGUUGCUGCUUGGGUUUUCACGGGCAGAGCAGCUUGCUAGUAUGGGCUGCAACCAGGGAGAUCAGUAAAGCUGCAGGAUGUGCCGGCAAUGGAGGCAAUUUUGCGGCUCGCUCGGCGCAAUGUGCGACCCCAGGCCUCGAAGGGCUCAUGACAGUUCACUGAACCCGGACAGUGACGCUGGCGCCAGAUGCGGCUGGGCCUAGAUAGGCUUAUUUGUAGCGGGCGUUGAUGGUUGGCCUGCUUGAGUGUGCUGGUGUGAGCAGCGAGUGGGCAUUCGGACACUGGCCUAUGUGGUGCCCGUUGAUGUGUGUGUGGUGGACAGCAGACCCUCAGGGACGACAAAGCUGAGGUCAUGAUGUAUUCGCUGCAUAGCCGACAGGCGUACAUACAUGGUCAGGAGUAAACCAGCUCCGGAAACGUCGGCAUGGGCGUACGGCAUGGACGCACGGCAUGGACGUACGGCAUUGCCGCACCACUACUACCAACGCCGGUCCACCACCUCCCACCCACCUACCCACCCACAGCAUU